AGGACUUGAGCAGAAACUCACUGCCAGCUUCCUCCCUGCGAGAGCGCCGACUGAGUCCCAGGUCCCCAUCUUCCCCCGGGACAUUGAGCACGGUGCCUGGUCUUGAACAGCCAUGACAAUGGAGGUGCUUCCCAAGGCCCUGGAGGUAGACGAGGCGUCCCCGGAGUCCAAGGACCUGCUGCCCAGCCAGACGGCCAGCUCCCUGUGCAUCAGCUCCAGAAGUGAAUCUGUCUGGACCACCACCCCCAGGAGCAACUGGGAAAUCUACCACAAGCCCAUCAUCAUCAUGUCAGUGGGCGCUGCCAUUCUGCUCUUUGGCGUGGCCAUCACCUGUGUGGCCUACAUCUUGGAAGAGAAGCAUAAGGUUGUGCCAGUCCUCAAGAUGAUAGGGCCUGCCUUCCUGUCCUUGGGACUCAUGAUGCUGGUGUGUGGGCUGGUGUGGGUGCCCAUCAUCAAAAAGAAGCAGAAGCAUAGGCAGAAGUCUAACUUCUUCCAAAGCCUCAAGUUCUUCCUCCUGAACCGCUGAGGGCAGGUUGACUGGAAGAUCUGCUGACCAACAUCCAGCCUCCUACCUUCUCUGUGGCUAUCAAAAAGCUGAUCCAGGCAAACCCUCCUCUUGGCCCUGUGGGCAGGACAGAGCUCAGGGCUUUACCCUCACACAACCUAGCAGCGUGGCUGUCUGAGUCUCACCUGGUUUCUCCACCGCUGUUGAUGCUCCCUUGGAUACUCUCAUUACUCUCAUCCCUGGCACAUGCAUUCGGUCACCAUUCAUCCCACACUCUCUGCCAAGGGAAAUGCAUGCUGGGAAAUUCUUUGGGGGUUGACUAUGCUCCCGAGGAGAACUUCAUAUUAUAAUUGUGUGCCUGAUAUUGGAUUCACAUCUGCAUCCUCCUAGAACCAAAAUUGAUCAAGGAGGGAAGGAUGACUUCAUACCCACUGGGUUUGAUAGUUUUGGCUCCCUCCUUGGGUGGGAAAUUGACUUGCAGGACAAUUCUCAUGUAUUACACAUUCCAAAAUCUGUACAGUGAUUAGGGCUGAGGGGGGUAGGGGGGUAGACACUGUCCAGGGCAAAUCAUUCCUCUGGGCAUAACUCUGGAAUGUGGCCAAAUAUAUGGUAUUGACACCAGAGGCAAUCGACAGGUACCACAGCUUCCCCUUGACGCUCCAGUGCCCUUCCCUCAGACUGCCUUCACCUUGGCAAUUAGCCAAGAACAAAUACUCAUUGCUCUAACUCCAUUCCCCCACCCCAUCUCUGUACCUCCAGAGAAGAAGGAAGGGAGGUCACAGAUGGGACUAAAAGGACAUCUCUCCUUCCUCCCAAUCAAGACCUAACCUGAGAUAGGUUAGGUCUUGAUUAUCUGAAUGCUCCAUGGGUUUGUAGACAUAGGUUCACUGAAGAAGAUCCCAGCCUCCAUCAUCCCUGCUCCUCCCCACCAAACUAGCCAGUAUUCAUUUUCUCUGGGCCUAGAUUGGGAACAGCCAGACCCAGUCUCUGAUGUCAGCUUGUUUCCAAAAGUAAAAGAGAGAGAAACAUAGCCAAGCCAAUUGGCAAUACCCCGUGCUGAGUUCUUAGGGUGGCCAUGGGGACACAUGGGUCUAACAUAAAUUUACAGGAAGACAGAGAGGUUUCUGAACAGCAUGUUCAUCCCUCCUAAAGACAAAGGGGGAAAUAAGUGUUUGGAAAGGGCAAGGUAUGCAAAGAGGCAGCAACUGCCUUGCAUGUCAAGAAGCUGGAAAAAAGGAGUUAGGAUUCUGCAUUGCCCCCUGAUGCUAUUUCACCUUCUCUUGUCUACUUUCUCCUGCUUCCCCAAGUGCCUUACAUCCAGCUUCUCCUUGGUAUGCUGCAGGUUCCUGGGGGUCUGUAGAGACUGGGAGAGGCAUCUCUAGAGGGCCCAACAAGUAGAUAUAACCCAAGGGGUAAGUGCCUCAAAACUUCUAAUAGACACCAAGAGGCCUUUCGGUGAAAGGCCAGGUGCCCAUAACCAAUUUCCCAAGCAGUGCGAAGCCAGGCCAGAGAACAGAGGAAAGCCCCUGAUAAGAGGGUAAGGGACAAGAGCUGCAUUAGCUCCAGUUGGCUCUUUUUACCCUUCAACCUUUAGGCAUUUGGGAACACCAUGGCAACCUCCCUCCAUCAGGUCUUCAGACGUCUCGGUCCUUCACAGUACUUUCAUAGGCAGUCAGAAUUCAUCCCUGUUCCUGUUGCACUGUGGAAAAUCCCAUGGAAGCAGUAUUGCUUCCUCACCCCCUACACUACACUGACACCCUAAAUAGAGAGUCAGAGUUUGGGGAGCCCCUGGCCUCUCAAAGCUCACUUAAGAUGGUCAUGUCCUUCAUUAAGACUCAUACCAGUGAGCCCUCACCCUCCAGUCCACUCGUCUCCUGCACACAGUCAGGUCAGGACCAGCCCUGGGGGUGUUGAACUGCUUGCUGCCACUAGUGCUACUGUGCCAGUGCUUCCAUGGUAGGGCUUAGGGGCCUGUGAUGAAGCCACUCGCUCCUUGGUGCCUUCCUGAAAGGGAAUACACAGAUGAGCUUACAGCCAGCUCGCUUGGAAUCUGCACCCCAAACCCCUCAUUAUCCCAAGAGCUCAUUGUCUGGGCAGAGCUGUGGAAGGAGGUCAUUGCAGACAGCACCGUCAUGUGUGUCUGAGUGGAAGGGAGUUUGGGGGUAAUCAUGAUGCCCAGAAAUCUUUAAGUUCUAGACAUCUUUGACAGCCACAUCAGUACCUACUCCCAUCUCCUGCCUCUCACAAUAAGUCCUUAGCAAAUGGAAACAAAGAAGAGGCUUUGAGAAAAGAUCCCAAAUACUAGUUACCCAACCCCACCUCCCCUCCCUGCACAGGGCUCCCCACACAAACGAGGCUCAGGAAAUGGGCAGAGUCACCCCCAAAGCAGCACAUCUUGGAGCCUUUUGCCAAAGACAUUGCCUCAUGAAAGCCUGAGGUGGGAGCAGUCACAGAGUGCAGCUGGGUUGGACGCCACCUUUCUGCAACAAAGCAUUCUGGGUAAUGACCUGGUCUUCUUAGAAGACAGGGGCCGCAUCCACAGCACCAUCUCAUCAGACUGUAUGUGUUUCCUGCUCCUCCUGUCGCUCUUCUGUUUUGGAGAAUUUAAUCUAGUCCAGAGCCUAAAGGAAUCAAGUCAUGUUCAAUUGUAUUCUAUUGAACAGUGUCUGCUGUGUUCAUUUUGUUCUACCAGGCAUUCCAAGACUGUUCCCACAAACCCCCAUCCCCUAAAAUGUUUCCCGAAUUGCCACAUUUCCUCUACCAAGAAGGCUGCCCAGGAAAAAGACAGAACGGGUUUCAUGUAUGGCUCCUCAGGUGCCUCUUUGCAACUGGUAGCUCUACUCGAGACCAUGGUGGUACAGAGAGAUCCCACAAGGCCACUAUUGAGACUGAAAGUUUAACCUGAAGAAAUAACAUUCCAGAAUGAAUUUGUGGUCUAGAUGAAGCAGGCAGACACCGGGUCCUGAGGAGAUGCUCCAAACACAAGUAGAAGAUGGUCUUUGGGGGCUUACUUUCAUCUCCCACCCCACAAGCCUAUCUGUGCUCAGUCUGUCUGAGGACAGCAAUUCGUGCCUGAGACUUCCUCGGAGACUGCUGGCCCAUGCAGGAGUUGUCACUCUGUAACCAAGUUCUUUAGGGUCUCCAGCAAGGGAGUUGGUGUCUGGGGGAGCCUGCAGAUAUAGAUGAGAGGACCCCCAGAUGACCCCCAGUUCAGGUUCACUAAAGGGUACCUAAGAAUGAAACUAUCUCUCACUGUCCUGCUGGUUCCUCUGGAAAAGCCACCAAAGUGACUGCCAAAAAGAGGGGAGAGUCAUUGUCAAUGUCCUUUGAUCAAUCACACAUACUAAGUCAGGACUGUCUUCAAUAAAUGACAAAAUGCC
Molecule: messenger RNA, 3885 nt
Organism: Psammomys obesus (fat sand rat)
Lineage: Eukaryota; Metazoa; Chordata; Mammalia; Rodentia; Muridae
Gene: Pirt
Product: phosphoinositide interacting regulator of transient receptor potential channels
Exons: 2
Coding region: 113-526 (137 amino acids)
Biological process (GO): phosphatidylinositol-mediated signaling; positive regulation of cation channel activity
Molecular function (GO): transmembrane transporter binding; phosphatidylinositol bisphosphate binding
Source: RefSeq, a predicted model, not a curated record